Cantharellus anzutake is the source of this 513-nucleotide messenger RNA. RefSeq lists its product as uncharacterized. The transcript has a single exon. The record is from RefSeq and is a predicted model, not a curated record. The coding region runs from base 1 to 513 and encodes 170 amino acids. Lineage: Eukaryota; Fungi; Basidiomycota; Agaricomycetes; Cantharellales; Hydnaceae.
AUGUUCAGCUUUGAGAUUGAGCACAAUCCUGCUGACAAGCACAAGGCCCCAGAUGGAUUGUCAAGAUGUCGGCAGGCAGACGAGGAUUCCAACUUCAGUGAUGGGGAGAUUGACAUUGAGGAGGGUGUGAAGUUUCUCAAGCUGCUAGACCUUGAACAAGACAAGGAUUUCUGUGAGAUGUCCAUGGCCGAGUUCCUGACUGAGGAAAUCGAUCCCUGUGAAACCUCUAAGAUCAACAAGACCCGACUUGAUAGACACAGGGGGGAAUGCAUGCCCCUAGAAGUCAGAUGGGAGAAUCCCACCCACAUUAAGUGCCUGAUAGGUAGAACCUAUCACAUCUGCAAAGGUAGAGUAGUCGAGGACAACCCUAAUGGGUCCAGGCCAGAUCGCAUAAGGCAUGCCCACCAAAUCGAUGAGUACGACUCUGAGCAGUACUGGCAAACCGUUCUAAGGUUCCUAUUGACGGGAGUGCCCCCUAGCGACAAGAAGGAGGUGACGAGGCUUCUCCAUUGA